Adelges cooleyi (spruce gall adelgid) is the source of this 528-nucleotide messenger RNA. RefSeq lists its product as uncharacterized. The transcript has 10 exons. Lineage: Eukaryota; Metazoa; Arthropoda; Insecta; Hemiptera; Adelgidae. The record is from RefSeq and is a predicted model, not a curated record. The coding region runs from base 2 to 481 and encodes 159 amino acids.
UAUGUUCACUAUCGUACAACUAUACACAGUGUGUUACAAAAUUACAAACGAUAAUUGUUACAAUAUGCAAAAAAUGGCCAUUUUUCUUAUAGCUGUUAUUAUCAUGGAAACAUUAAUGGUCACACAAUGUCGGCCAAUUGAUCCUGAUACAACUAAAGGUGAAGAUGGAUUACAGAAGUCGAAAGACCCAACAGGUGUAUUGCACGACAAAGAAGGUGAAGAUGGUUCUCUUGCUUAUGUUUUUAAAUCGGAAAACCCAAAAGGUGGAGAAUGUUCAUAUUCAUUCAAUAGUGAUGAUAACGAAUUGGAACAUCAAAGAGAUAGAAGUAAUAUGGAGUACACAGUGAAGCAUAGCGCUUUUUGGCAUUGCUGUAAUUGUUUUCUUAGAAGUGUGCGUUGCUGUUGUUGCCCAAUUGUCUUUUGCGCUGAAAUCCUCCCAGACGAUGCAUUGUCUCGUUGGUGUUCAAAGAAUUUUCAUUAAUUAUUAUGAAAAUUGUUAAAGAUAAGAAUAAAUGCAAAGGUGAAAGA